UCACCCGAUUCCAAGCAAACCGGAAGUGUAAAUAAACAUUUCGGGCAAAUAUUCGGAGAAACGUGCCGAUAGCUUCUGUGCAGCUGACUCAAUCCGAAGUGUCGGCUCUUCGGAAACUGCCAACUGACCAGAACAGCUGAAUCAAUCGCCAGUUUGUGGCCUGAAGUGCGAUUAGUGGGUCUGAGUCCGACGCCUUCGAUUCGAAUUAUUCGCUGGCCGAUAGCCCCGCAAUGCAGAACAAACGGAGGCUUCUACGGGAGUACAUUUCCUACGAUGAUCUCAGCGAGCACUUCCGCAUGUUUGGCUCCCAGUCGCUGGACUCCUUGCAGGACCGCGUGGAUAUGAAUCCCAGCGGCAGCGAUGGAGUAUCUACUGACGGCCUCGAUUACUACUCGAGCUGCUCCCAGUCCCAUUCGGGGCUCCUGAGGGAGCACAACUUCAAGGUUAAGUCGUACUACUACAACGUGGGUAACUGUGUGCACUGUAGAAAAAGAAUCCCCUUUGCCAUGGCCAGCUUGCGGUGUCGGGCGUGUCCGCUUCGCUGCCACAUCGCCUGUUGUCGCCAGCUGACGGUGAACUGCAUCCCUCAGCCCCAAAUAACAACGAAGCGCGGCAAUCUCAGCGAUUACGCGCCCCGGGUGGCGCCCAUGGUGCCGGCCUUAAUUGUCCAUUGUGUCACGGAGAUCGAGGCACGGGGACUACAGCAGGAGGGGCUCUAUCGGGUGUCCUCGACGCGGGAGAAAUGCAAGCGGCUGCGCCGGAAGCUGCUGCGUGGCAAGUCCACGCCGCACUUGGGCAACAAGGACACCCACACACUGUGCUGUUGUGUGAAGGAAUUCCUUCGGCUGUUGGUCCAUCCCCUGAUUCCCAUUUACCACCGAAGAGAUUUCCAGGAGGCCACGCGGCUGGCCGAUCCCUUGGCGGUCAGGAUGGCGGUCUACCUGGCGGUCCUGGAGCUGCAGCAGGCCCACCGGGACACGCUGGCCUACCUGAUGCUCCACUGGCAGAGGGUGGCUGAGAGUCCUGCCGUCCGCAUGACGAUUGGCAACCUGGCCGUGAUCUUCGCUCCAACUCUCUUCGGAGACCUUGAUUUGACCCUCGAAAAUGUGGUUAUUUGGCAGCAGGUGCUGAAGGUGUUGCUCCUGUUGCCACCCGAUUUUUGGGCUCAGUUUCUGGAGAUCCAUCCGCUCCCCACUCCUUUGGGCAGUACCUAUGACUUCGAAGAGCGGUACAAUCAGCGACACUGGGAUCACUCAUCCAAUCUGGGAUGGACCUCCGUUAAGACCUACUUUAGAUCUAUGGUAAACCUCAGCAGCACGAACCUAUAGUGUAAGGCAAAUGACUGAUUGUUGAAUUGUGAGCAAGGGAUACCUGUGGCAGGUUUUAUGGUUCAAAGAAUGAUUCACAUCACUUUUGCAUGUUUUUUUUAAACAGUUUCCUUUUUAUUUUGUAAUUAUUUUUAUCGUCUUGAUAG
Molecule: messenger RNA, 1474 nt
Organism: Drosophila rhopaloa
Lineage: Eukaryota; Metazoa; Arthropoda; Insecta; Diptera; Drosophilidae
Gene: RacGAP84C
Product: GTPase-activating protein RacGAP84C
Exons: 3
Coding region: 231-1328 (365 amino acids)
Biological process (GO): signal transduction
Source: RefSeq, a predicted model, not a curated record